AUGCCACUGAGUGACGGCGCCGGAGUAACCUUGCUUGAUCUACACAAGAUAUUACAGAACCUGGAUGCAAAAUCAGAUAAAACUCAAGAAACAUUGUGCGAAAUUAAAUCUGAACUUUUGGCAGCAAACAAUAAAAUAGUAUCUCUCGAGGAAGAAAAUACCAAACUAAAAGAGAGAAUCUCCCAGUUAGAUAGCAGAUCACGAAGAAACAACAUUCUUGUUUUUGGGUUGCAGUCUGCUACUCCGCUUGAAGGUCUAUACCAAUUCAGAGAUACUUUGGAAAUCGAUCUGGAUUUGAAAGACAUCAACAAUAUUUAUUUUUUUCCUGCGAAAACGAAUAAGGAAAAAGUAUUAAAACUCGAACUGUUAUCAUAUUUGAAGAAAAUUGAGAUCCUGAAAAAUCUUCAUAAAUUGAAAAACAAAAACUGGUACGUAGUUGAUGAUCUGAGUCCUGAGGAUCAAAGCAUAAACAAAGCGUUACGACAGCACCUUAAUCGAGCAAAGCAGAAUGGGAUUCAAGCAACAAUAAGACGUAAUCAUCUGAUUGUGAAUAACUCAAAAUUCAGCCUUGAAGACCUAGAGUUGGACCCUUCCAUUACCAAAGAAAAACCCGUGUCAUCGGCGACACCAAGUGUCGCGGAUGAAACAAACUCCAGAAGGAAACCCCCUCAUAGGGCUGCAAAAGGUUUUAAUUAG
Molecule: messenger RNA, 696 nt
Organism: Phaedon cochleariae (mustard beetle)
Lineage: Eukaryota; Metazoa; Arthropoda; Insecta; Coleoptera; Chrysomelidae
Source: the annotation of a GenBank genome assembly